AAAGGACAUACCCUAUGAUGGCAGCAGAAAGGACAUGCCCCUAACCUGCCAGCAUGAUGUACAUCUAGCAGAACAACUGGUAAAAGUAAUGUGGAGAUCUCUGGAUCCAUGGGAGGUGAAGGCAUAGAACAUUUCUGGAAAGUUAUUUUUGACGGAAGAAAUUGUACAACAGAAAUACCAGAAGAAAGAUUUGACCUGAAAAAAUGGUACGAUUCUGAUCAUACCAAACCAGGCAAAAUGUACACCAGUCGGGCAGCAUUUGUAGAUGGGAUUAAUGAGUUUGACAAUAAAGUAUUUGGAAUGAAUAAUUCGGAAACUGCCAAUAUGGAUCCACAACACAAAUUACUGCUUGAAUGCACAUAUAGAGCUCUGGAAGAUGCAGGCUAUCCCUCUGAAAAUAUUCGUGGAAGGAAAAUUGGAGUGUUCAUAGGUCUCAUGAACAGAGAUGCCGACUAUAUUUUUAAUAAUUCUCCAGAAAACAUCAAUCAUUUUAAUGGCACUGGGACAGCAACAAGCAUAGCUGCCAACAGGAUAUCCUACUGCUUUAAUCUGAUGGGACCUUCCCUAUCAAUUGACACUGCCUGCUCUUCAUCCUUGGUUGCUUUACACUAUGCUUGUCACGCCAUCAGGCAAGGUGAUUGUGAGAUGGCGAUAUGUGGUGGUGUCAGCUGUAUCAUCGAACCUCGCAUCUUCGUUUCCCUUUGUAAGGCAAAGAUGCUAUCCGCUGAUGGAACCAGUAAACCUUUCUCUAAUAGAGCAGAUGGAUACGGAAGAGGAGAAGGAUGUGGCAUUAUUCUACUAAAACCUUUCAAAAAGGCUAAAGAAGAAUACUGUAAAGUCUGGGGACUUAUAAGUGCAAGUGCAAUAAACCAAGAUGGACACUCAGUAUCACCCAUCACAAGGCCAUCUCAAAAUCAGCAGGAAUAUUUAUUGCAACACAUCUAUAGCAAGAUAGAUCCAUGUUCUGUGCAAUACAUUGAGGCUCAUGGUACUGGUACACCAAUUGGUGACCCAACAGAAGCUGCCAGCUUAGGAAAUAUCAUUGGGGAAAAAAGGAAUGGAAUGACACCCCUAAAGAUUGGAUCCGUUAAAGGAAACAUAGGUCACACUGAAUCUGCUGCUGGAGUUGCUGGCUUAAUAAAGGUUCUUCUCAUGAUGCAUCAUGAAAUAAUCCCUCCAUCUCUACAUUAUUCUAAAGAAAAUGGCAUCAAAAUGAUUGGUGAAUCAAAACUAGAGAUUCCAACCAGAACUGAAAAGUGGCAGGAGGACAUCAAAUUUGGAAGAAUGGCAGGAAUAAAUUGUUUUGGGUUUGGUGGAACUAAUGUUCAUGUUGUUAUCAAACAAGAUAAGCAAGAAUAUCCCAAAUAUCACUCAAAACGAUCAGUUGACAUAUUGAUAUUAUCUGCAGCCUCAAGCAAAUCCCUUCAACUAUGUAUCGAAGACACAAAAAUAGCAUUAGGCGGCACAACAUCCUUAACUCUGGAGAACCUGGUCUACACAGCAGCUUGCAGGAGAAGUCAUUUAAAUUACAAACACAGAAUAGGAUUUAUGGCCUCUUCAUUAACUCAAUUGCACCAACAGUUACAAACUGUGAGCAAAUACCCCCUUAUAGCUACAUCCAGCCCUCAUAUUGUGUUUGUAUUCUGUGGUAAUGGAGUCCUUUAUAAAGGGAUGUGUAAGAUGUUACUUGAACAUGAGCCAGUGUUCAGGACAACAUGUAUGGCAGUUGAUAGGUUGAUUCAGUCUUACACCUCCAUUUCUGUGCUGCAGUUGUUACAGGAAGAGUUUGAUGAUUUUUCAAAACCAGAUGUGACACAGUUGUUGCUCUUUACAAUUCAGGUGUCAUUAGUAGCUCUCCUAAAACACUGGGGGGUAAGGCCAAACUGCACUGUGGGCCAUUCAGUUGGAGAAGUUGCGGCAGCACAUUGUUCUGGACUUAUUUCACUUGAAGAUGCUGUAAAAAUUAUAUAUUAUAGGAGCACACUGCAAUGCAAAGCUGUUGGGGGACUUAUGUUGGUAGUUGGAAAUAUACUCGUGAUGGAAAUAUCAAAAAUAAUUCAGUUAUACAAGGGAAAAGUAUGUAUUGCUGCUUAUAACAGUCCUACUUCAUGCACAUUGUCAGGUGACAUGUUUUCAAUAAAACACCUCCAAGGGGAACUGACCAAGAAAUACAAUGAAAAUAAUAUAUUUCUGCAUAUACUUGAUGUCCCUGCUGCAUACCACAGCCACAUGAUGGAUCCUAUAUUGAAUGAGAUAAAAGAGAUGUUGAGAGAUUUACAGGAAAAAGAUAUUCAUGUUGAUAUUAUAUCAACAGUGACCGGAAAGCCUGCAUCCAAAGGAGAUUUCACCACUGGUGAUUACUGGGCUAAAAAUAUUCGUGAAUCAGUUGCCUUUCAACAAGCUAUAGAAGCUUCAGCAAGAGAUAAAGAAAACACUCUAUUUAUUGAAAUAGGUCCUCGGAGAGCACUACAAAGGAACAUAAUUGAAACAUUAGGCCCCAACACAACAGUAUUACCUGCUUUACAGCCCAAUAAAGAGUAUGAGACCAUCUUUUCCAUGCUGAUUGCACUUUUUACACAAGGAUACAACCCUGAGUGGUGUAAUGUUUUUGACGCAUAUAAAUCAUCUCCAUCUAUUAUUCCAAGAUAUCAAUUUGAUCACAUCAAACAAGAUAUCAGAUAUGAAAAAAUUAGACAAGGGAACCAAACUGCAUCCAAACUGCGUCCUAACCACCCAUUAAUUUGCAGCUUGAGUGAGGAUUUCACUGACUUCCAAUGUACGGUAUCUAAAACCAUUACUUCCUAUGUCUAUGAACAUACAAACUGGGGUUCUGCCCUCAUUCCAGGUGCAUUCUAUGUAGAACUUGGAUUAGCAGCUGCAUCCAUGAGCUUCAAACCUAAAGCACCUUUAAGUUCUUUAGAAAUCAGUGUAACAUUUUCCAACCCUUGUGUUCUUCACCAAGACUCUGUUGACCUGAAAAUCAAGCUACACCAAGAAGGCAAAGUAACUCAUUUUGAAGUUCUAACAUCACACAUUUUUGCAAGUGGGCAACUCCUAAAGAAUAACUCUAUGGCAAACACAGUAAAAAGAAUCUCAGUUGAACAGAUAUUCAGUAGAUGUACCUCUAUUUUCAAAACUGAAAGGACUUAUGAGCAGCUCUCUACACUUGGAUUUGAAUACGGGAAAAGUUACAAGCAUCUGGGUGAUGUUCAUUAUGGAAAUGAUCUCAAAGAAGGGAUUGCCAGAGUGAAAGUGAGUGAAGAAGUCAGAGAAACAAUGUAUGAGUACCACAUCCAUCCAGUCAUUUUAGACUGCUUUCUUCAAAUGGGAGUUUGUGUGGGAUUGAGAACAAAAGAAUCAGCAAUCUUCCCAUCAUCCAUUGGAAGUUUAACGAUUCUACAGCCUCUCCAAGAAGAAAUGAUCAUCUACAUGAAAACAAUAAAAACAACAGAGAAGUACAUUGAGUUAUGUGGAUGUUUUGCAGACAACACUGGUUCAAUUUUAGUAGAAAUAAAAAGUGCUAAGUUGUCAUUUCUAAAACAAACAGAGAACAAACAAGUGAAAACUUUUUACCAAGUUAAAUGGACACAAUGUUCACAACCCAGUCAUAUACCAGAACACGAGCCAAAAAUGUUGAUUUUUUCUGACACUCUAGGAAUAGGUGAAAAAUUAUCAAAGUACAUGCCAAAUGAACCUAACUAUAUUAUGUUCAACAGCUGGGAUUCAGAUUUUCAGGCACAAAAGCUUCUCAAUAGUGACUGCACUGAUGUUGUGUUUAUGUGGGGAAUCCAAAGAGUAUCUGAAAACAUUCCAAACAACCUUACACAAUAUCUAGCAAAAUGCUGUGAAGUUUAUCGACAGCUGAUCUUAGCAGUGAGUAAAAAAUCCCCUAAGCCUUCUAUCCGUACAGUGACAUUCAGAACAGUAGACAGUACAGUAGAUAGUAUUAACCCUGGAUUUGCAUUUGUCGGAAUGACAAGAGCUUGUCUCUUUGAAAUGCCUGACAUAACAUUUCAGCUGAUUGACAUUAGCUCCACAAGUCCCCAAGAUGUUAAGGCACUAGCCCAGGUUCUUCAUAAUUAUAACCCAGAGGACCAUCCUGAGAUCUGGGUUAAUGAAGGUUCUAUUUAUGCUAAUGAAAUAAUUUUCACUGACACUGAAAAGAGAACAAGGCAGAUCGAUUAUUUACAGAAAUCUGAUAAUUUCACCCUUUACACUUCAGAGCCUUAUACUGUAACUAAUAUUUCUGCUGAACAGUCUAAUUACAAAUUAUUUGAGCUUAAAAGCAAAGACUUGGAAAUCUGUGUUGAUGAAAUUUGCAUCCACACAGAUGAUUAUUUUCCUAUUAGCCUUUCAAGCUGGAAAUAUGGGAAUACUUUGUACUGGAACUCGUUGACUAGUGAUAAGCAUGAGCUUGUUGCGCUGGAUUUUGCUGGUAUUGUGACUGCCGUUGGCGAAGGUGUUAAGAGAUUUCAGGUUGGCAAUCGAGUUGCCGCUUGCUAUCCAAUAACUGCAACCUCUAACAUCAGUAUUCCCGAAAAUGUUUGCUUCUUAGUCAAAAAAGCUCCACUGAUAAAAAAUGCUCCUUGCAUCUCAUUCUUUGUCUUAGCCUGGGAAAUUCUGCACAAUCAACUACCACGUGCAAAGAAUAAGUCUAAACUUGCUAUUCUAACGCCUGAUGUAAACUCAGUCCUAUGCAAAGUUUUGGCCAAGACAGCAAAGCAGAGUGGAUGGGAAACUGUAAUAUCUGCUGCAAGUAGGGCAGUUGAUAAGCAGUGCACUUCAAUGGUUAUUCUUCCGACAGUAGGAGAUGUCCCUAGAGAAGUUCUUAAUGCACUACCACUCCUCAAAGAUGUGGUAUUAGUAUCUGAUCAUAAAAAUAAUAAAAACUUGCGAAAUACAAUUCUUAGCAGCAAUGAAGACUUUCAAAUCCACUUACUUGAUAUUUCUGCUAUUUUCCAGAAGGCAUAUUUGCAACAGCAUUCAAAAAAUCUGCAUAAGUGGCUUUAUUCCAUUACUUCAAAAAACACCAUUAACAUUCCAAAACGCUUGAUUCAACCAUCAUGGAGAGAAUCUGACUGUCAUAUUGGAGAAGCCAGCUACUUUACUUCUCAGUCCUUACCGGUAAUUGAGCUAGACAAUAGUACUGUCUCAGCAAUACCAAUGUCAGCAUCCAAUCCAAUGCUCUUCAAAGAUAAAGCUGUUUACAUUGUCACAGGUGGUCUGACUGGUCUUGGAUUUGAAACAGUGAAAUUUAUUGGGAAUAAUGGUGGUGGCCACAUAGUGAUUCUAUCCAGAAGAAAAUCAACCUAUGAAAUGGAACAACAGUUAGCUGAGAUUCAGAAUCAAAAUGAAACUACCAAGAUUGUCACUUUAUCAUGUGACAUUUCCUGUUACCCAGAGGUUAAAAAUGCCAUUGAUUUCAUAAAAACAAUAUUUCCAAAUAUCCCGGUGAAAGGUGUCUUCCACAGUGCUGUUGUUUUUAUUGAUAGGAUUCUGCAGAAUCUAAACUUGUCCCUGUUUGAGAAAGUUCUUAGCCCAAAAGUAGAUGGAGUUGUGAAUCUUCACCUUGCCACAUUAAACAUGAAACUUGACUAUUUUGUUUGCUAUUCAUCUAUUGCUUCAUUUGUUGGAAAUUCAGGACAAGCAAAUUAUGCUGCUGCCAACUCCUUUCUAGAAAUGUUCUGCAAAUACAGAAGGAAUAUGGGCCUUUGUGGACAAGCGAUCAGUUGGGGUGGCCUCAAUCUUGGAUUUUUACGCAAUCGGCCUCAUAUGCAUAGAAUCUUAGAAGCAAAAGGAAUACUUCUCUUGAGUACUGUGGAAAUUCAUGAGCAUCUAAAGAAAUGUCUUCAAUUGAAUAAUCCAAGUCAAGCAAUAUUCAAAUUUAACUUUAAAACCACGUAUGAAAACCAGAUGUCACAAAUCCCAGCACUAAAAAGGCGGUUCUACAGUGUGGUACUAGGAGAGAUGAGUAGUUGGGAGCAAACAUCAAAAGAAAACCAAUCUUUAAAAAGCAAAAAGGAAACAUGUGAAGAUGAUAUUUUGUUAGUAGUUACUGAACUCACAGGAGUCAGCCCAAGUGACAUCACUAUGAGCACUCUUCUCAGUUCUCUGGGGAUUGACUCAAUGUCAGCUAUGACAUUACAAAGUCGUAUCCUCAAAGACAAAAAUGUAAACAUACCCCUGGUCAAACUACUGGAUCCCAACACAACAAUCUCAAAUCUGGUAUCACUGGUUAAAGAAACCACUGGCGAUAAAAAAGAGAUUGGAAGCGAGAUAAUAGAGGAAACUCUACUGUAAGAAGGAAACAAUUAGUCAAUAUUGGGCAAAAUUUAUUGAAUUACUUUUGCUUACAGCAUUCAUUGCACAUUUAUUGAUGUAUAGCAAUAAAUCGUGAUGUGAUUUUUAGAAUAAAUUACUUUAUCAUCUCAAAUAUUUUUAUAUCCUUCAAUUAAUCCAGUUUAGUUGAAAUCUGUCCAUAUAGACUCAA
Molecule: messenger RNA, 6490 nt
Organism: Bufo gargarizans (Asiatic toad)
Lineage: Eukaryota; Metazoa; Chordata; Amphibia; Anura; Bufonidae
Product: mycocerosic acid synthase-like polyketide synthase
Exons: 6
Coding region: 109-6300 (2063 amino acids)
Biological process (GO): fatty acid biosynthetic process
Molecular function (GO): 3-oxoacyl-[acyl-carrier-protein] synthase activity; fatty acid synthase activity
Source: RefSeq, a predicted model, not a curated record